UUCAUGGUCGCAUUUUGUGGUUAGCAACAUUACAACCACUUUCGCUUUAUGCAUUGGCAGUACAGCUGUCUUGUUAAUGUGAUUUUUUUUAGUGCAAACAUGAGAAAAUUAAUUUUUUUGAUUUUCACAUCCAUUCUCACUUUAAACACCAUCACUAAAGCAGAUCCCUUAACUUUAGUAAGAGAUUUGGUUCAAUUUAAUAUAGCAGGUCAUCCGGUUUUACAUAAAUCAGUAGAAUGGCCCUUUGAUCCUGAUGUCGGUACAAGACGGUCCAGACAAUACCAAGAGCUAAAUGGUUAUUUGGGUGAAAAUGCUAUAGAAAGAUUGGGUUUGGGUAUAGACGGUUACGACAGAGAAAGGUUGGAACAGCAAAGGAAACGUGACGAUGGACAUUUGAAUGGUAUUGAUUAUUUGACGCCAUAAAAUAAAUGGAAAAUUAAGACACCAAAUUUUAAUUUUAUAUAAUUUUAAUAAUAUAAUUUCUAUACAAAAUAUUAAAAUAACUAUAAUACAUAACAAAAAAAGAGUAUUUUUAGUAUUCUUAGUUAAUUAUUUUAAAUCGUUAACAAGGCAAAACAGAUUUAGGUACUGCACAUUUAAACAAAUAAAUAAAUAUAAAUUUUAAUUAGUGGAUACAGAUUUGUCCAAUAGGUACACAGUAAAUUUUUGACACAGUAUUUUUCUUUAAAUUAAAAACUAAGUAAAUGCUCAGUGGGUAAAAUAUGAUAAAUACCUAUAACUAGUGAGUUAUUGCCUAAAACAAUAAUAACUGUUAAAUAUAUGAGAAUGAUACUUGGUUACUGAUAAUUCAAUCUGUUCUCGAUGUAGGUAUGUUACAAGGCAAAUUAUGAGUAACCCCGUAUAUUCUCCAUAUUAAUAUUUCACUACAAAUUAUAAAACACUUAAAUCCCUCAACCCUUAAAUUUUAACAUAAUUAUUGGGCAAGAAAAAUUAUUCAAAUUACAAACUAAUCACAGGUACACUUAAUUAACUUUCGUAAUAAGAAUCCAAAUUGGUUUCAUUGUGAAACACAUUUUUAAUAAAUAAAAUUAAUUGAUCAACGAUAUUUGGGUUCAAAAUCAAAUAAUAGUACAUUAAAAUACAAGUUUCAUAAGACGUCAUUUUAUCGCACGAGCCCUAUAUUAGAAAACGAGCCGGAGGCGAGUUUUCUAAAGGGCGAGUGCGAUAAAAUGUCUUAUGAAACGAAUAUUUUAUACUAUUUUUUCUAUUUUGGUAUUGUUUAAUUAAAAAAAACAAAUUUUUCUUGGAAGUUUUAUUCUCAUAUUUCCUGAUUUCAUAUGUUUAAGUUGGUAACACUGCAUGCCAAAUAUAGAAAUCUUCUAUUAUAAAAUCGCGAAUGACAGUUCGAUGACCAUCAGUCAGCCAGUGUAACCAACCUCCGAUAAGUAAAAAAGGAGUGUCUCAAAGAGCUUCUUUUCGAAACUACUUUUAGUGUCGAAAAGACUUCGAUAUGACACCCAAAUAGAAAAAAAUUGUUUCAAGUCUAAAGUCUUUCAGGGACGAUUAAACUGGUGAAUCAACACUUCAAUCACAGCGCAGAUUUGAGAAGGCAUAAUCAAAAAUUAUCUUAAGAAAAAUGCAUCAAGCUACUGCCAAGAAAUUUUGACCAUUGGAAUAACUUAAGCAACACUCAGAACAUGAAAUGAACAACCAAAACAAUGUGGGUCGUCUCAAUAAAGUAAGGCCAGUCCAAUCUAACUGAUCGAGAAAAUUUUAAUGCUUUUAAGUCAUCGCCAAUAAAGAAAGUUGAUGCUAAUUUAUCUAUUCAAGAACGACAUGUAGAUGUACUGGAAAUUAAUACGGACAAUGCAAUUAUUAGCGAUCACGAGUCACUGGUUCUAGUACGAAGAAUUCUGGAAUAUAUUGGGAUGUAACGGAAGAAGAAAAUAAUGAACCUUACCUUGAACUGGAAUUAAUGAAUAUGUCACUAGAAGUUUAUAGACCAAUGUGGCCAUCCGUCUUACCAACUGACCAAGAUGAACAUGCUGCUGACAGGCCUUAUAAGAGACCUCAUUGUGGUGUAUGGUACACGAGAAGAGCUUAUUUACCUCAAAGACUUACAACUUAACAAUAACUAUUGUGAUAAAACAAAGUGCAUAAAAAAAUAACAGUUUCUGAGCCAGAUUGAAAGAGACCUAAUAGGAAUUUUAAAAAAAUUAACGUUGAUUGGAGAUUCUGAUCUAAAUAAUAAAUUAAAGAUAUUAUGUACUAACUCAUCUACUAUUUAACAUGGAUAUUUAGGCUACAAACUGGUUAAUAUAAAAAUGCUCUAAUAACCUAGAAGAUUGAAAACUUUCCUAUAACAAAAAAAUUUCAGUUCUUUUCUAACAGCGCAUUACCAAUGGACGAAAGUCAUUUCUUUAUUCUACAGCUUUUACAGUAAAUAUUAUAUAAAUAUUUUCGAUAUAUUACUAUUUACGUCAUGUAUAGGUUUAAUUUGAAAAAUAUCUUGGCAAUAUGGUUACUUAAAUUACAUAAUCACACAACCUGUACUCUCAGGUAUAAGAGAAUCUUCAGCACCUUCAUCCUCGUUGGUAAUUUUUUCAUUUUUACCAACUUCACUUGUACUAGUACUCAAAACUUUGGGCACUACUACUGCACUACCAUUACUAAAGCUUUUUUUACUUUUAAUACUCCCUGUACUCGCGCUGGUGUCGACGUUUUGACUCGACUUUCGCGAACGAGGAUUUUGCAAAGUUACUUUGUUCAGAGUUGCAGAUACAGCUUGCUGAUAGUCGAUGAUUUGUUGAUGUUGGAUCUUGGUUUCCAGAAUUCUGGUUAGGACGGACAUCUGAUUUUGUAUGGCCAACAUAAAUGCUUUGUAUCCCAAACUAAAAGAGAAUUAGGAAUUAAUUUACUUU
Ceutorhynchus assimilis (cabbage seed weevil) is the source of this 2882-nucleotide messenger RNA. NCBI's taxonomy places the organism in Eukaryota, Metazoa, Arthropoda, Insecta, Coleoptera, Curculionidae. The record is from the annotation of a GenBank genome assembly.